Rotaria sordida is the source of this 1116-nucleotide messenger RNA. The record is from the annotation of a GenBank genome assembly. NCBI's taxonomy places the organism in Eukaryota, Metazoa, Rotifera, Eurotatoria, Philodinida, Philodinidae.
AUGGAUAGUAUAGAAAUCAAUAAUACACCGAUAAUCACAGACGAAAACAUUCUCACAUGGUACGAUGAUAAUAAAAUAAUUGAGCAAGAGCAAUUUUGUUACAGUCUUGCUAGCCAAUGCACAACAGCAUUGUCUUCACUUUGCCAAGAGUCAUUCGAUCAAGCUUUGAUGAAUUCUGUAUUUAACUCGACGAACCCUCGACCAUUAGCCCUUUAUAUAUAUGAUGAUCAAAGUCCAACUACAUAUAUCUUUAACGAAUUUGUGUUAUAUUCCGAAUCAAUUAAUGUUUAUCUUGCUGAACAAUUUAUUUUAUGGAAAUGGAAUUUAACAAAAGAAAAUUAUCAUGAACUUUUGACUAUAGUUGCAACACAUGCAGGUGAAGAAGUAGCAGCAAUAAUUGUUUCAUCACCGACUGAAGUUUAUCCAUUGCUUAUUUGUCUGAUAUUCGAUCAAGGUCAAAUAAAAGUUGAAUGCAUUAUUCAGGGUAUAAUGUCAGAAAGUGAAGCAUUUGGUCUUCUCAUUCAAGCUCGGGAUGCUUUUGGUGAUCGAUUUGAAUUGCCAGAUACAAGUGGUUUAAGCUUGACAAAUAUUUCAACAGAAAAUUGGUCAAUACCAGCAAGCACUUUGAUACAAGUGCCAACCGCAUCAGAUGAAUUUCGAAGAGUUGCUGCUGAUUUCGAUGGUGGAGCAUCAUCAAUUAUUCGUAUUGAUCGAAUUGAAAAUACAAUAUGGUUAAUGCAGUAUCUCAAUCAGAAACAGAUGGUUGAUGCUCGACUUGGAUAUAAUGAUACGGAAAGAUUGUUAUUUCAUGGUUGUCCAUAUGCAGCAGCUGAACAAAUUCUUCAACAAGCAUUUGAUCACAGUCGUAUUGGAAGAAAUGGUACUUAUUAUGGUCAUGGAUUUUAUUUUUCAACAAGUCGACAAGUUAGUGAUCGAUUUGCUGUACCAAAUCCUUCUACAAGAGAAAAAAGAAUACUCAUGUGCCGUGUACUGGUUGGUCGAAGUUGUGAAGGUGAUUCAACAAUGAGAACAUGCCCAUCAAAUUACGAUUCAACAACAGGCAAAUCAAAUAUUUAUGUUGUUUAUUCUAAUCGACAUAUCUUACCAGAAUAUCUU